Linnemannia hyalina is the source of this 1071-nucleotide messenger RNA. NCBI's taxonomy places the organism in Eukaryota, Fungi, Mortierellomycota, Mortierellomycetes, Mortierellales, Mortierellaceae. The record is from the annotation of a GenBank genome assembly.
AUGAAGUACGUUCAGCUUACAAUCGAGCUCAUCACCAAGGCCUUUGAGACAUUCUCCUCUAAGAAGGGAGUGGAGUUUAACAAGAAAGAUGCAAAUAAGAUCUUUAAGGCGCUUGAUGAGGAUGAGGAAGUAGAGAGAUACUACUUUUGUGGAGAAAAGUGCACCAAGUCCAAGCGCAAAUGCAUGAAGGAAGUUGAUGAUGAAGGCAUGCAUUGUUAUGUCCACGAUCCUGCGCGCAAGUGUCAAGGCACAACUAUUAAGGGUGCUAAUUGUGGUAGUGUAGCCAAACUUGGUCAAACAUACUGUGGACGUCAUCAAGAUCAAGAUAGAGGUUAUAUAAAACGUAGUAACAACAACGCACCUGUCGACAAGCGUACCAAGUCUUCCAAGGCUUUAAAGAAGACACAUACUUCUAAGUUUGUGUCUUCCGAUGACGAUAUGACUUCCGAGGAUGAAGAACCAAAGAAGCGAAAGAGAAACAAGCAGGAGUCAUCGGAUGAAGAGCCGUCCGAUGAUGAUGAUGAAGAAGAUAUAAUUGCCGUCUCCUUUCCGUUGAGUCCAAAGUACAUUAUUAGGCUAAAGGAAAAGAAUCUCUACAUUGCAUUGUGUCCACCUAAGCUCAUGGGCAAGAAUCUCCCUGCGCCAGAAAUAUCUGAGAAAGAGGCACGCAUAUUGGCCAAGAUGGGUCUUCAAGAGGCAACUUCAGCAGAUGUAGAAAAAAUAGAAGAGUCUUCUGCUGAUGAGAAUUCUGACGAUGAUACAGAUGAUGGUGAUACGUCUGAUAAUGCUGACUCUGACGAUGAUUCCUCUAAAGAUAAAGACUCUGAUGAUGGCAAGUCCAAUAACAGACCUGAUGUAGAAUCUGGAGAUGAUACCUCUAAGGAUAACCCUGAUGAAAAACUAUCUCAUAAAAAGCCAUCUAAGGAUGAUGAGAAGAAGACUUCUCGAAAGAAAAGGCAUUCAGAGAUGCCCAAAAAUGCAGAGCCAUCUUCUAAUGUAGAUGUUUCUAAGGAUGAAAAAGAUGAACACACAUUUGCACUGGCCACAACGCUGAGAAAGCCUUGGACAUGA